AUGGUGGAUAUUGAAGAUACUGGUCCGCUUGUUUCCAAAAUUUUGAGUGAUCCAGACAAAUAUGUGGGUCAAGAUAUUUGCCUUUGCGGCGACGCAAUUCAAUUUAGUGAUAUUCCUAAGGUUUUUACUAAAGUUACUGGUGUUCCAGCUUCAGCAAAAGCAUUAACGGAAGAAGAAUACCGAUCGAACAUUCAGUUCUUACCGAAACUUUUGCAAGAUGAGUUAUUUGCUAUGUUCCAAUGGUUUCAAGAGUAUGGCUAUUAUGGCAAAGACAAAGAUUGGACAACUGGACAAAAGGUGACACCAUUAAAUACAUUUGAACAAUGGUUGAAAAAAACCGGUUGGAAAGGUGAAUAA
Messenger RNA from Rotaria sp. Silwood2, 357 nucleotides. Lineage: Eukaryota; Metazoa; Rotifera; Eurotatoria; Philodinida; Philodinidae. The record is from the annotation of a GenBank genome assembly.